Molecule: messenger RNA, 534 nt
Organism: Zea mays
Lineage: Eukaryota; Viridiplantae; Streptophyta; Magnoliopsida; Poales; Poaceae
Exons: 2
Coding region: 1-534 (177 amino acids)
Source: RefSeq, a predicted model, not a curated record
AUGUGCAGCAACCACGCUCCGCAGCUCCUUGCAACAGCAAGCAAUCCCUGCCGCAUGCCACCUGCUCGAUAUAUUGCGCAGCCACAUCGUCGUUGCCCUUUCUCGCAGCACGCCGUCGUUGGUUCUAGGUGCUGCUACCUACAUCCCUCGCACUCACCUUGCUCGACAAAAAUGCCUCCCCGUUCGUCGACCUCGGGUGGCUGCACACUUGUUGUCGCUGACCCUUUUCCAUCAACGCGCAGCCCCUCUGUUUCCCCAUUGGCGCAGCAGCCCCGACGUCUCCGCGCUCUGUCGGCUCGCUGUUUUGUGAAGCCAGUGGACAGCACGUCGUCGACGCUCGCCGGGUGUUUGCUGUUUUUGCGCAGCCCCAUCCGUGACACCGUCGAAACCCGUGGACCGAGAGAUGACGAUCGUGCAAGGGAUGUGGUGCCACCCACAAGAUGCAGUUGGUGGAUGACCCAAGGAAGGAUGGACUUAACCAGUGGAUGCUCGCCAAGCGAGUACCUCCCCCAGCAAACACUACCUAAGUGUUAA